Messenger RNA from Penicillium subrubescens, 1698 nucleotides. Its product is annotated as fungal specific transcription factor domain-containing protein. The transcript is spliced from 5 exons. Gene Ontology annotation, molecular function: DNA binding; zinc ion binding. NCBI's taxonomy places the organism in Eukaryota, Fungi, Ascomycota, Eurotiomycetes, Eurotiales, Aspergillaceae. The record is from RefSeq and is a predicted model, not a curated record. Gene Ontology annotation, biological process: DNA-templated transcription. The coding region runs from base 1 to 1698 and encodes 565 amino acids.
AUGCAACUGGUGCUCCCAUCAGGAUCUCCCCUGUACAUUUUCUCGAAAAGCUACGCGAUCACGCAAAACACCUACAAGCCCCCCAAUCUCUGCAUCAUCAUCUCCAAAGAGCAAAAAAACACUUCCAUUGGGAAUAUCCAGGCACAGGCUCGAGAGGCCGAGAAAUGGGCCCCUGGAUUUGCCAAGAGCCUUCAAUCUGCUGCCCGUCAUUUGGGCAACACCUGCACGUUUGAUGGUACCCACGUCCUCGCUGGAACUAGCCGGGAGUGGAUUAAAGCAUGCACAGGAGAAGAUUUCGACCUUGACCGAUUCCCCAUUGAAUUUCCUCGAUGGCAGUACUCGGCUUCUACGAUUAGUUUAAACAAGGAGAGCCUCGAUUUGCCAGAACUGUCGGUCUUGCGGGACGAGAUUGAGCGCUACCAGUCAUCCAGGUUUGCACUGUUCUUCCCAAUCCUCGAUUCAUCUCUUAUUGAAGAUACAAUCAAUGCUGCAUAUCAUCAGAAGGUGUCGACAGCAUCGCCUGCGAUAGCUAGUGCCAAAGCUUGCAUCUUUGCAUUGCACGCACUUGCUAUCAUCGUACUUGAUGGGUCAGAACAACUCCCAUUUCAUGCCAGUCUUCAAUAUGCUCGGGAAGCACAUCGUCACUUCCCAGAUAUCUUCAGUGAAGCAGCCACAUUGGAUGGUCUACAAGCCAUUCUUUUACUCAUUCUCUGCUCCCAAGGCCUGGCUGCUGACUUCCAUUCCAUCAAUCAUCUUCUCGCAGCGGCUUCACGCUUGAUAUAUGAUAUGAAGGGCAACUAUUCCCCUCGCAUGGCUUGGGACAAUCCAUCUACAAUUGAUUACCACACCAGACAUCUAUUCUGGAUAGCAUUUGUCUGUGACAAGGGUUUCAGCUUGGUCACCGGUCUCCCUCCGAUGCUUGAAGAUUCCCAGUGUGACUUGACAUUUGCGAUGAUUCCCCCCGAGCUUCUCGACCAGUCGAAUGAGAAGCCCCAUAUAUAUGGCGAUCCAUAUCCCGGGUCGUACGUUCAUACAUAUGUCCGCCUGGCUUUCAUUCAAUCUAAAAUUCAUCGCGAUCUCUACUCACCCCGUGCGUUGAGGCAAUCAAACACGGAUUUACUGAGAGUGAUUCGGGAUGUGGAUCAUUCUCUCGAGUUGUGGAGGAACUCGAUCCCAGUCGUUAAUCGGCCCUCGCUGGUAGCUUAUACUGGCAAAAUUGUGCAGCAUGUUGACUUGAGGGCCUCAAUAUUUCACAUUCAAUAUCAUCAUUGCAUGCUCAUGAUUCAUCAAGCCAGUAGCCGCUGUGAUUCAUGGGCACGGAACCUGGACACGCAGGGCACCGGGUCUAGCCUGGCAAUAUCAGUCACCGCGAGUCGAUCUCUACUUGGAGGGUUCCUACAUACUCCAUUUGAUCUAGGAUCCCAGAAUCUCUUGUUCUCCUUGUCAUAUUUCAUUCAAGCGAGCAUCAACCUAUUCUGCAAAAUCUUGUCCAGCCCAUUCGAUACGGAAAAUCACGAGGACCUUCAAAUCAUUGAUCGGAUAUCUCAACUUAUCGAGAGCUAUUGCAGGCCCAAGGACCCAGAAUGUUACAGAGCCAAAGUUCGAUUCGCAGCAGGUGUCACCUUUGAACUGAAACGUCUUGCCCAAUGUGCGAUCGAAAACGCCAGUCGUCAAAGGAGUGCUGGGAUUUUACGAUAG